AUGCACUUCUCAGCUAUCAUCGCCAACAGUCUUUUCGUCGCUGGUGCUGUUGGGUACAGAGGCCGUAAAGUUCGUCGUGAUGUCAAGCCUGGCGGACCUACCGACCCAGGUAUCCCAUCUGACUGCACCUACUACGACACAUGGACCGACGAGACCGCCGAUUGCAAGCCUUGGGUAGAACCUUGGGGUAUCACUCUGAAGCAAUUCGUACAAUAUAACCCGACCGUCAAGAAUGACUGCUCCGGUCUACAGGUCGGCCAUGCCUACUGUGUCGAGGUGAACUUUGGAUCGCCGCCCGAAGACAACCCCCCUAAGAUCACAACGACCGAGAACGCCGAACCCGAGCCUACGAAAGAUCUCAAGCCCAGUCCUACCCAAGACGGGCUGAUCGAGAGUUGCACAUCCUUCUACAUGGCUAAGAAGGGCGACACCUGUAACAAGAUCAUCGCCCAGUACAAGACCUUUGACUUCGAUGACUUCUUCAAGUGGAACCCAGCCGUUGACAAGGACUGCAGCGGUAUCUGGGCCAACACCUGGUAUUGCGUUGGUGUUCCCGGAACGCCAACAAGCCCUCCGUCAAAGACGAUUCUGACUACAACCAAGCCCACAGGCGUGCCCAAGCCAACUCAGACACAAGGGGGACUCAUCGAAAGCUGUUCAUCAUUUCACAUGGCUGCCAAGGGCGACACUUGCGCGAAGAUCGUGUCCAAGUUCGGUACCUUUGACUUUGACACUUUCUACAAGUGGAACCCCGCGGUUGGCAAGGAUUGCAGUGGCAUCUGGGCAAGUUACUACUACUGUGUUGGCGUUCCUGGUACCCCCACCGCUAAGCCUUCGGCCACUUCGCCGAAGCCCACAGCGGCUGGUGGCAUUGAGACUCCGUCUCCCAUCCAAGAGGGGUUGGUGAAGAACUGCAACAAGUUUCACCAGAUUGCAUCGACCACUACUUGCUCGUCCAUCGAGUCAUACUACAAGCUGCCACUUGCCCAGUUCCUUGCAUGGAAUCCCGCUGUUGGCAAAGACUGCAGUUCUCUCUGGAAGGGCUACUGGGUCUGCGUCAGCGUUGAAGGCUACAAGCCAACCACCACAACAACCGCCAAACCCACUACUACCAAGCCUGCGAAUGGCAUCGCAACGCCUUCACCAAUUCAAGAUGGCAUGGUCAAAAACUGUGAGAAGUUCCACCAGAUCAAGUCCACCACUACCUGUACCUCCAUCGAGAACUACUACAACCUCCCGCUCUCAACCUUCCUCUCAUGGAACCCCGCCGUCGGUAAAGACUGCACUUCGCUUCUUGUCAACUACUGGGUCUGUGUUGCGACUGUCGGCUGGAAGCCCCCAACCAAGACCACUACGAAAGCUGCCACGACAACCAAGGGCUCUUCCAAUGGUAUCAAGACGCCUCCACCUGUGCAGGCUGGCAUGGUCAGCAACUGCAACAAGUUUCACAUGUUGAAGAAGACUACAACUUGUGCUUCCAUUCAGGACUAUUACAAGAUUUCUUUGGCAGACUUCGUCAAAUGGAAUCCUGCUCUUGGUAAGGACUGUAAGGGACUGUGGGCUGACUACAACGUCUGCGUUGGGGUUAUUGGUGGAACACCGACCAAGCCAGGUAAUGGGGUCGAGACGCCUUCACCGAUCCAGACUGGAUUGAUCAGCAAUUGCAAGAAGUUUCACCAGGUCCAGUCUACAACAACUUGCGCAUCUAUUCAGAAGUACUACAGUAUUUCUCUUGCGCAGCUGGUGAAAUGGAAUCCGGCAAUUGGAUCUAAAUGCACAGCCCUCUGGGCCAAGUAUUGGGUUUGUGUUGGUGUAUGA
Fusarium mangiferae is the source of this 1818-nucleotide messenger RNA. RefSeq lists its product as uncharacterized. The transcript is spliced from 2 exons. Bases 1 to 1818 code for a protein of 605 amino acids. NCBI's taxonomy places the organism in Eukaryota, Fungi, Ascomycota, Sordariomycetes, Hypocreales, Nectriaceae. The record is from RefSeq and is a predicted model, not a curated record.